Gasterosteus aculeatus aculeatus (three-spined stickleback) is the source of this 2608-nucleotide messenger RNA. RefSeq names its product follistatin-related protein 1. The record is from RefSeq and is a predicted model, not a curated record. NCBI's taxonomy places the organism in Eukaryota, Metazoa, Chordata, Actinopteri, Perciformes, Gasterosteidae. Gene Ontology annotation, biological process: regulation of BMP signaling pathway; cell differentiation; multicellular organism development. Gene Ontology annotation, cellular component: extracellular region. Gene Ontology annotation, molecular function: calcium ion binding; protein binding.
CAUUCACCAAUGUGUGUAUUUUUGUGGGUGUGAGAUGGUUUCGCACACGCACACGCACACACACACACGUAAACGUGGUCUGGAGACUGCGGGCGUUUUCAUUGGCCGAGGCGGUGAGCGAGGAGGAGGAGAGACUGACGGAUUUGCAGGAAUUCCUCCGCGCUCCUCAGAUUUCUUGUACUCACACGGACCUCCUGCUCGCCUCCGCCCCGACAAACAUCCAGACCGGUUCCUGUCCUCCUCGCGGCACAUACCGAAACAUCGAAAGACAAUGAUGUUGCGAGGUGUCGCUGUGCUCCUUCUGCUGGCCCUGGCUGUCUCUGACGCGGAGGAGCUGCAGAGCAAGAGCAAAGUGUGCGCCAACGUGUUCUGUGGGGCCGGCAGAGAGUGCACGGUUACAGAGAAAGGGGAGCCCAGCUGUCUGUGCAUAGAGAGCUGUAAGCCCCACAAGAGGUCAGUGUGCGGCAGCAAUGGUAAGACUUACAGGAAUCACUGCGAGCUCCACAGGGACGCUUGUCUCACCGGCUUGAAGAUCCAGGUGGCCCACGACGGACACUGCCACGAGAAGAAAACCGACCAGUCAGCUGCCAGCCCAGUGGUCUGCUACUCUGCUGACCGUAAUGAGCUGAGGAGUCGGGUGAUCCAGUGGCUGCAGACUGAGGUGGUCCCAGACGGCUGGUUUGUCAAGGGAUCCAACUUCUCCGACAUCCUGCUCAAGUACUUCAAGUCCUACGACAAUGGGGAUUCUCAGCUGGACUCCUCCGAGCUGCUCAAAUUCAUCCAGCAAAAUGAUUCGGUCGUGGAGUUGCAGUCCUACGCUGACAAGGAGAGCAACAAGCUGCUCAAGAGCCUGUGUGUCGAUGCCCUCAUUGAGCUCUCUGAUGAGAACGCCGACUGGAAGCUGAGCUUUGACGAGUUCCUCAACUGCCUGAAGCCCGGCUUCAAUCCACCAGAGAAGAAAUGUGCCUUGGAGGACGAGACAUAUGAGGACGGAGCAGAGACCCAGGUGGAGUGUAACCGCUGUGUUUGUGCUUGCGGCAACUGGGUCUGCACCGCCAUGACCUGCACUGACAAGGCAGCAGCCGUGGAUGAGACAGCGGAUGCCGGAGCAGAGAUGACGGAGGAGGAGUGGAGCCUCCGUGUGGCUGAGCUCAACAAGCACCAGGAAACAGUUGAGAAGAUGAAGAGCAGCACAAAGGAGGCCUGAGCGAGGAGGCGAGGAAUGAGAGGUUGCACGUCAUCGCCCUUCCUCCACACUUGAUUUACUUUGCGUCCGUGUGUUGUUAUUUUGACCGAUUUUUUUGUGUUAUUUCCUACUUUGGUAUGUUAAUUAUCAUACGUUUCUACAGUGUUGAUGUUUGUUAGAUCCAGGGGCUAUCAAAGAAUGUUACAGGAUCCCAUUAUAGUCAAUCCUGUCAUAUCUCAUUGUGUCACUGCGCCUCCACACCAGCCCUGGGGCUAUUUUUUAAUACAAUCUUUAUACUUUUUACAGUUAUUAUAAAACAAAAAACUGUCACGAUGUCACUGUGUUGGAAUGUGGAGAGUCAUUGUCUGAAACGGUAGCGAGGUGAGGAGCUGGGAGAGUCCACCUGUAGACGCGAGGGAGCCGUCGGAGCACACAGGGAGCUGACUACUUGACACCGGGUGCGGCGCGUGUCUCCGUACGUCCUCCUACGCGCCUUGUGGACACAGGAGCUUGGUUAAAGAAGCUGGGACAAGAGGGUAAAGCUACUAGUGAUUGUGAUGCCAUUUAGAACUGCCACCGUAGGCCGAUACUUGACCCCCACGCGCUUCUCUUUCUUUUCUAUACAUAGUUUUAGUUUUAGUUUGGUACCAGUCCGUUUUGUUUGUACCUUAGUAAUCAUUUUGCUACCAGAUUGUUGGCUUUUGUGUAUUUGUAUGUUAUCGGCUUGUGUUGGAACUCAUCUGGUUCCCACGUUAUACUCGGGCGAGUCUCUCCGGUGCCCAUCGGUUGAACCGGCGUCUGGCAUCUCUUGAGACAGAGACGUAGCGCGGAGCGGCACAGCGGCGUCCAGGAGAGGCCUGAUCUUUGAAUAUAGCGUGUCGACAACUGAAACCAAAGUAUUGAUGAAGUGUUUGAAUGACGAACAAACGUAUCCAGGUAAAACAUUACUGUGGACCCAGCAACAACAUUAUACCUGUGCUUUCAAAAUCGCUCCUAACAGAAGGACUAGCCUCCCUGUCAGCUGAAGUAGUGUAGACGCACCGAUGGGUGCAUAUAAGUUAUGUGUGCUUGUGCGUGAUUGUGUGCGUGUGCUAGUAAAGAGUGACGCUGAGAGUUUGCUUUGUUGAAUGUGUUUCGUCGUUACAAUCCUGUAUCUUAUUUAUCAGGAUUGACAAUAAAAAUCAGUGCCUUAGACCUCCAGAAACGAUUGGUCUCUGCCUUCGCCUGCACGAAGGCUCGUGUCUUCGUUGUGUGUUUCUCUGAUAUUUGUCUGUAUGAAAGUAGCAUUAUAGGUUCAAUCUAAAACUUUAUAUUCCACUAAAGGUGCAGUGACUGUAAGGAAUAUUUAUGUACGCCAAUAAAGCCCACAGAAAACAAAGCUCUCUUGUCCACUUGUACGUCUGAAUUAAAAAAUUAUAAAUC